Lingula anatina is the source of this 756-nucleotide messenger RNA. RefSeq names its product adenylate kinase 9. Gene Ontology annotation, biological process: nucleobase-containing compound metabolic process. Gene Ontology annotation, molecular function: ATP binding; ATP hydrolysis activity; nucleobase-containing compound kinase activity. The record is from RefSeq and is a predicted model, not a curated record. Lineage: Eukaryota; Metazoa; Brachiopoda; Lingulata; Lingulida; Lingulidae.
AUGGCUGCUGGGAUGGAGGACAUGGAUCUUUUUACCCAGGAGCUAAUGAAAGGUAUUAUGGACAAAGCAACAGAUCACCAUGAUGAAGCAGCAAAGAUAAAAACAGCAGUGAAUGUCACAGAAAGUCGUAGUCAAACAUCAAUUACACUUGCUGAACAACUAGAAGAGAGGCUGAAAAAAUUGGAUACAGAUCCUUUUGAUGAAGACGAGGCUGAACUACGUUUUCUGCACUCUAAGCCAACAUGUUUUGUGUUGAUUGGAAAACCAGGGGCAGGGAAAACAGCAUUAGGGAGAAGAUUGGCAGCAGAAUGGAAGUGUGAAUUUGUACAUGCUACAGAUAUCAUAAUGCAAGCCAUAGAAAUGCAAACUGAAAGAGGAAAUAUAGUGUCUGAAAUUUUACUGAGAGGAGAAGCAAUACCAGAGGAGAUUGUUGCCAAAAUGAUUGAAGAAAAAAUCAAUUCCAUGGAAGUGGCACACCAUGGGUAUAUUUUAGAUGGGUUUCCAUCCCUUUCGGAAGAAUACAUGAGUUUAAAGGAUCAACUUGAAUUGGUCAGAAACUGGAAAAUGAAACCAGACUUUAUUAUCAACCUAAAAAUGCCUGACAAAGAUUUAGAGCGGAGACGUUUGGGUCAGCGUGUAGAUCCUGUCACAGGGGAAAUCUACACGCAGGAAAUGUAUGCCCCUGACAAACCAAAAGAGGUACAGUUCAUUGAUAAGGCUUCACUCUUUAACAAUAAGAAGGAAAUGUAUAUUUAA